Cajanus cajan (pigeon pea) is the source of this 802-nucleotide messenger RNA. The record is from RefSeq and is a predicted model, not a curated record. Lineage: Eukaryota; Viridiplantae; Streptophyta; Magnoliopsida; Fabales; Fabaceae.
CCAUAAUUGUCACACUACACUACCAGCCACCAUGGUAUCCAAAAAUCAUUUGUUUCAUAUUUCAUUGGCAAUGCUUUUGUGCAUGGCAUUCUGGGCUCUUCAAGUCUCAUCUCGCACUCUCCAAGAUGCCUCCAUGUAUGAGAGACAUGAGCAAUGGAUGCUUCGUUAUGGAAAAGUGUAUAAGGACCCUCAGGAAAGGGAAAAACGUUUCAGGAUAUUCAAGGACAAUGUGAAUUACAUUGAAGCCUUCAACAAUGCUAACAAUAAACCCUACAAGCUAGGCAUUAAUCAGUUUUCAGAUCUCACCAAUGAGGAGUUCAUAGCAUCAAGAAAUAGAUUCAAGGGCCACGUGUGUUCCUCAAUCACAAGGACUACAACUUUUAAGUAUGAAAAUGUAACUACAGUACCAUCCUCAAUAGAUUGGAGACAAAAAGGAGCAGUGACACCCAUCAAGGACCAAGGCCAAUGUGGAUGUUGCUGGGCAUUUUCUGCUGUUGCAGCAACGGAAGGAAUUCAUAAACUGAGUACUGGAAAAUUGAUCUCUUUGUCAGAACAAGAACUUGUUGAUUGUGACACAAAGGGUGUGGACCAAGGUUGUGAAGGUGGUCUUAUGGAUGAUGCAUUCAAAUUCAUCAUCCAAAACAAUGGACUCAACACAGUGUUAAGUGUGUAGUCUAAGUUCUAAAAUUGAAGUAGUCCCACAUUGUUUAGUUUAACUUACUUAUUAAGUCCCACAUCACUUAGUUUGUAAUGCUUGCCUCUUCCUUAUGCUAUAUAUAUAGAGGCACCUUGUAAGGUUUAA